Molecule: messenger RNA, 4873 nt
Organism: Zea mays
Lineage: Eukaryota; Viridiplantae; Streptophyta; Magnoliopsida; Poales; Poaceae
Product: protein trichome birefringence-like 28
Exons: 4
Coding region: 1328-3652 (774 amino acids)
Biological process (GO): phospholipid catabolic process
Cellular component (GO): Golgi apparatus; plasma membrane
Molecular function (GO): O-acetyltransferase activity; D-type glycerophospholipase activity
Source: RefSeq, a predicted model, not a curated record
ACGCCGGACCGACGCCGACAGUUGCCGGACGGACCUAACACUAACAGCAAGCCUUACCAGCCGCGGGAUCGGACUAGGCUUGUUGGCCUCGCGUCGCGUCUCGGUCCCCUUGCCGCGGAGUCGCCACCAUCGGCAUCCAGCACCUUCCCCCAGCAGCAGAGCAGUCUCCGGCCGCAGCCAUGGCGCCGCCCAUCUCCACCUCCGACCCCGCGCUCCCCAACACUACCACAACCACCUCGUCGGCCCCCAAGUCGUCGUCUCGCCCCUUCCUCGCCCCGCUCGCAGCCUCCGCGCGCUCCCUCCUCGCCUCGGCGCGCCGCUCCCCGGUCACCACGCUCGCCGCCGCCUUCUUCCUCCUCGCGCUCGUCAUGUACGGCGAGGACGCCCGCACCAUCGCCGAGCUCUCCAUCGACGACUACCUCUACCCGGACGCUGACCUCUACAACGUCUCCGGCCUGCCGCCCCUCGCGCUGCCCCCGCUCACCUGCGACCUCUCCCGCGGCCGAUGGGUCUUCGACAACGUCUCCGUUCCGGCGUACCGGGAGAAAGACUGCACCUUCCUCACCAAGCAGGUCUCCUGCCUCGCCAACGGCCGCCCCGACGACAUGUGGCAGUACUGGAGAUGGCAGCCCAACGAGUGUUCCCUCCCCACGUUCGACGCUCGGAGAUUCAUGGAGGCGAUGCGUGGGAAGCGCCUCAUGUUCGUGGGGGACUCACUGAACCGCAACCAGUGGGAGUCGCUGGUGUGCCUGGUGCAGCCCAUCCUGUCCAAGGGCAGGAAGAAGAUCGUCAAGCGGGGCUCCCUCAACACCUUCUACGCCAAGGAGUAUGUAACAUCCGACCCACUUGUCUGAAGUGGUGCCAUUGCAGCCCACUACACGGCCCAAAUCGAGAUGUACAAAAGGAGCAGUUAGGUCAGGACAGGGGAAGGGAGAAAAGAGAAUAUUCAGAACACCACCAGUCAUCUUCCUCGUGAAGAAGCGGCAAGGCGAGUUUGUUGGAGUCUCACGCCCCGUUUCUCGUCGACGGCGGCCACGGGACGUGACAAUUGGUAUCAAAGCUUCGAGUCCUCGACAGUGCGGUGCGGUCGCGCUCUCUCGACAGCGAUCCUGUCCGGCGGCCACGAUUUUUUGCGGCGCUAGAGUUCCUUGUCUGACCGUUCGCGACGUCCUACAACACCUCAUCGGCGUUCGUGGUGGACGGUGUGGCGAUCAGUUUGGGAGGUCUUGGCGGCGGUGAUUAGUGGCGAGUGACGGCGGAAGACUGGAAGCUCUUCACCUGUUCGACAUAAGGCGUCCCCGGAGUGCAGGACAUCGAGACGGCUACCAUGGUCGCGCACCACCAGAAGACGGUGAUUGGCGGCGGCGCGCUGGAGUUGCCACCGGACCUCGUGAACUUCCUUGGCGGCAUUGACCCGUGCGACGGAAGACAGAACGGGCCGAGGGAGCUGUGGAACGACAUCCAUUGCUGCUUGGUGGAACCCGCGGCAUGGGACGUGCUGGAGAACUUCGAGCAGAGGUGGAAGAAGCAGGACAAGGGCGACAACCUCCUAGUGGCGCUGAACAGGGCGUGGGCGGAGCUGCCGAAGAACAAUGGUUGGGCGAUUCCACGAUCUGGAGAAGGAGGGCAUUGGUGGGGACUUGAUGGACAGGGUGACAGAGGUAUGGCUUUUCCAGUGCUCGAUGAAAUGCCUCACGACGGCAGUGAGGCGGUGAUUGUUCCAUUCUCUGAAGGUUUUGAUUAUCCAAUGUUCGAUGAAAUGUCUGCUGAGGAGGUGGUCUGGGAUGCAGAAGUGCUACUUGGCUGUGAUUCACUUGGUUUUUGGCAGCGGCUAGCUCAUGGAGUGGGGAACCAGAUGCCCAACGAUUGCAAGCAGGAUGUUGUGCCUGAUGCCCCAUGGAUGUUUGUUGGAAUGUCACAGCAAGCAAAUACACACCCAGUGUUCAGUGAAAUGGGUCCUAAAGUGGCAUGGGAUGAGGAGAUGCAAUCAGAAACUUAUACGCAUGAAGGUUUACUGAAGCAGCUUGCUCAAGGUGGAGAAGCCUUAGAAGUAUCAGCUAAUAAGGAUGAUGUUGGUGAUGAUGUGGUGGCUCUGAGAGGUGAAGAAGCCAUAGAAGAAUCGACCAAGAAGGAUUCUGAUGUUGAAGAUGAGGCAACUGCAGUGGUUUUGAAGGAUGGAAGCAUGGAGCGGUUUCCUUCUGCAUGUACUGGCCGUGUGCUUGAGGAUAGUCUUGAGAAGCAGCAGAAUGCUGAAGACCAAGUUGUUGCCGGUGAGGUGGUUGAAGGGGUUAGCAGUCAAUUGCUGAAGUUGUAUGAGCAAAACCGUAUAACGCAGGCAUCAUCAUCACAGGGAAGUGAAGCGGAAGGGAACUCUACUGGUGUGUGUAAUCAAUGUUCAACUGUAAAUUCUGAAACGAACACUAAGGAAUCAUCUGUUUAUGGUCAUUUUCAGACAUCCAGACCGCCAAAUUUGCAGCAAUCGUCUUCAACAGGAGAAAGUGUUGGGGGCAAUGAAGCUCAUGUUGGUGUGAUGAAUAAAAUUGACAAGGAUAAGAAGCAGAACUCGUCCAAUGGUAGCAUGCCUCCACCAGACAUUGAAAAUGUUGAUGGAUUAAUGGAGAAGGGCCAUUAUGUCAAGCAGAAUCUACCAACAACAGCUGAGGACAUGGGAGGUCCGAUGGAGAGUAAAGAACAAUAUCCUCGAGCACCUCAUAAGCAAAAUUAUGUUUCUGAGGACAAGUCACAGCAGCUUGAUGACACACGGAAACACCAAAAGGGAUAUGAUCAUCCUCAACUUGUAGGGAGCCCUGAGCAGAAUAGAUGUGAUUCUACUGUCCUGGCGGUCUUCCUGAAAGUGGCAACUAAUGGAUCCACAAAACUGAGUCCUGAGUGCGAUGGUCAACCUUACUGUACAAGGUGCGUGACCACUAUGACAGGCAAAGUGCCAAGUCGAUUUCUCUUGAGCCUCGGUCUGGAUAACUUGGAGGAGAUGCAGCAAGAAGCAUGGGAGCCCAUGUCUCACAUGGAUCUGCUUCUCGCAAAGGAGCUGCGUCCUAUGGCAGACCCGUCUCUAGAACUUGCAGCUGCUAUUGGUGCGAGGUCCGACGGGCCAACGAGCAAAAUGACCGUCUCUACGAUCUUCAAGUCGGCCAGCUGCACAUCUAGUAGAACGGGAACCACACUCAUGCUGACUGCACCCUUGCAGAUGGUUAGCAUUGACAAGUUCAUGUUAGCCCUGUGUGCAAUGAGUGUGACGAAUGAGCUUGUCAGGUUGGCAUUUUCACCAUGUGUUGGAGUGAAGCCUACUGGGUUUAUGUCUGAGGUUUCUAGGGAGUUGGGCAUUGUCAUCAUUGGCAGUAGCGCUGCUUCUGUGAAGAUCUUCAGGGAUGAGAGACGACAAUCGGACAUAUUCUGCUACAUUAUUUCAAUGGCAGCAGCCGCUGAUAAGAUCUUGCCUGUUGUAGGAAGCAGAAAUGGUGCAUUGCUGCUUAUGCAAGCAGAACUCCAAGUGCUUUCAUCUCUUGGCGUGCUUCUUCUUUGGAUGAUUAGACCUUGGAAUCCAGGCAUUUUGGCUGCACUAUGUGUCACUGUUGCUUGGGGACAAGCAACGUUUCGACGGGGCGGUAAUGUAACAUCCGACCCACUUGUCUGAAGUGGUGCCAUUGCAGCCCACUACACGGCCCAAAUCGAGAUGUACAAAAGGAGCAGUUAGGUCAGGACAGGGGAAGGGAGAAAAGAGAAUAUUCAGAACACCACCAGUCAUCUUCCUCGUGAAGAAGCGGCAAGGCGAGUUUGUUGGAGUCUCACGCCCCGUUUCUCGUCGACGGCGGCCACGGGACGUGACAGAGUACCGCGCCACGCUCGAGUUCUACUGGGCGCCCUUCCUCGUCGAGUCCAACUCUGACAACCCCAACUUCCACAGCAUCAAGGAAUGGAUCAUCAGUCCCGAGCGGAUCGAGGCGCACACCAAGCACUGGAAGGACGUUGACUACCUUAUAUUCAACACCUACAUCUGGUGGAUGAACACUGCCGACAUCAAAGUCAGGAGAUCGAACUCGAGGUACUGGUCUGAGAACGACGAGGUUCCCAGGAUUGAGGCGUAUGGCCGGGUGUUCAAGACAUGGUCUGAUUGGCUCAAUGACAACAUCGAUCCUGCCCGCACGUCCGUCUUCUUCAUGACGAUUUCUCCUCCUCACCUCAGUCCACAGAAUUGGGGAAACCCGGAUGGGAUCAAAUGUGUAGGAGAGACUCUUCCGUAUCAGAACUACAGCCAACCCCUGGAUCUUUACCAUGACAUGCGGCUGUAUGACUUAGUGGUCAAGGUGGCCAGCUCCAUGGAGAAGGUCCCAGUGACAGUGAUCGAUAUCACAAGGAUGUCAGAUUACCGGAAGGACGCCCACACGUCCCUGUACACCAUCCGGCAAGGGAAGCUGCUGACGCCUAAGCAGAAGGCAGACCCGGAGAAGUUCGCGGACUGCAUCCACUGGUGCCUACCUGGCGUGCCGGACGUGUGGAACCAAAUACUCUACACGAGGAUCCUUUCGAAAUCAUCAUGGCAUUCUAAUUUUAGCCCCCCUCUGUUCCAGUCCCUGCCUCUUCCUCCCCAAUGAGAAUCAGAAGUGGGAGCUUGGUUUUUGUCGGAGAAUGUAUGAUUUUUCAUUCUUUUUUUUCUUCUUUUUUGGGUAGAUUGACCAAAAUGUUAGCGCAAAAAGGAAAAUGGAUAUGCUGAUUACUGAUGGUAUAGCAUGUAAGAAGGUAUAGCAUGUAAGAUGGUAUAGCAGCCAACAAGGAGUUUGAAAAGAUCGGAGUAUUCUUGUUUCCUUGAAAUGGUAAAGAUUGAUGUGAUGCUACGUAACUUAUAGGACUUCAUUUA